This is a messenger RNA of Spodoptera litura, 1692 nucleotides long. RefSeq lists its product as uncharacterized. Gene Ontology annotation, molecular function: N-acetyltransferase activity. NCBI's taxonomy places the organism in Eukaryota, Metazoa, Arthropoda, Insecta, Lepidoptera, Noctuidae. The record is from RefSeq and is a predicted model, not a curated record.
ACAUAGGUAGGUAGUAAUGACUGUAUGUUAGUGUUCGCAGUCCUUCGACGCGGUCAAUAACAAGUUCACCUGUUUAUAGUUAUUUUAAUUCUGAUAUUUCUGCCGUCUUAGUGUUUUGAAAAUGGAGUGUCUGACUACGGACGAUGGAAAAUACAGAAUCGAGUCGAUGAGUGCUGCUACUUUAGAAGGUGCUCUGAAAAUAAUAAGAGAAGAUUUCUUCCAAGAUGAAGACGUUAGUGUUGGUGCUGGAAUAAACGAAGAUCCGGAAGCUGCAGAAGAAUUACUAGAACUUUGCGCAGAUGCAAUGCUAGACGGACUAUCGCUGGUGGCUGUUGAAAUUGCGAGUGGAAAAGUUGUAUCCGUUGUUUUUAAUAAACUACAGGAAGCACCAUCUGCUUCGUCAGGAAAAACAUUUUUCGAAACAUUUGCCGAAGAGCGCUGCAAGCGACCAGCCGCCAUUUCUCUGAUCGAUUUCAUGGUAGAACUUGAUGCAAAGUGCAAUUAUUUUGAAAGAUACGGGGUUGACUGCCUCUGUGAACUGAUGUUCCUUGGGACUCUUCGAGAACACAGACGCAAAGGACUUGCCAAGCUUCUCUGUAAAACGUCAGUAGAACAAGCGAAGAAGUUAAAAGAUGGACCUGCUACUCCGCUGAAGAUUGAGGAUCUUGGACCAAAGUAUGCUUUUAUGAAACCGAGGAAGCCAGUUACAAAGAUACCAAAAUUAUGUACCGGGCUAUGGUCAGCAGCAGGUUCUAAGAAGAUCGGAAAGGAUUUGGGUUUCGAAGUCCUGCUCACAGUGUCCUUAAAAGAUUAUGUUUUUGAAGGAAAGACUUAUUCGGAUAGAGUUGGCGUUGUCACUACUUGUGAGGGAGCUGCACUGAAGAUUUGUAAAUACAGGAUCGAAUCACUGACCGCUGCUACAUUAGACGGCAGCUUCAAAGUUAUGAGAGACGAUUUCUUCCAAGAUGAAUUGGUCUGUACUGGAAUCGGGCUAAAUAAAGAUCCGUUAGCUAUAGAAGAAUUACUAGAACUUUGCGCUGACGCAGCGUUAGACGGAGUAUCAUUGGUGGCUGUUGAAAUAGUGAGUGGAGAAGUAGUAGCAGUUAUUUUCAGUAAACUGCAAGAAGCACCAUCCGAAUCAUCGGGAAAGUCAUUUUUCGAAACGUUUAUCGAAGAGAGAUGCAAACAACCAAAAUCUCGUGCUAUUGUAGAUUUCAUGGUAGACGUCGACUCAAAAUGCAAUCAUUUUGAAAGGUACGGAAUUGAUUGCCUCUUUGAACUAUUAUUCCUUGGGACUUCUCGAGAACACAGACAAAAAGGACUUGCUAAGCUACUCUGCAAAACUUCAAUAGAACUAGCAAAGAAGUUGAAACAUGGACCAAUUGCUCCCCUGAAGGUUGAGGAUCUUGGACCAAAAUACGCUUUUAUGAAACUAAGGAAGCCAAUUACAAGAGCACCAAAGUUACUUACCGCGAUUUGGACAGCAGACGGUACUAAGAAGAUAGGAAAAGAUUUGGGUUUUGAUGUGCUGGUCACUGUGUCCUUGAAAGAUUAUAUUUUCGAAGGAAAACGUUAUUCAGACAGAGUAGGUUUUAUUACGACUUGUGAAGGGGCUGCAUUGAAGAUUUAAGGAACAAAUAAUGCCGAAGACAUAGUUUUAUGAGACAAAUAAAACUUUCCUAAAAGUAUAAA